AUGGCCCCAGCCCGAAAAUCCCACCCAGUUUUAAAAAUCAUUAAUUACUCACUUAUUGACCUUCCCACACCAGCCAACCUGUCUUCUUGAUGAAACUUCGGCUCACUCCUCGGGCUCUGCCUGAUUAUUCAAAUUGCCACCGGACUAUUCCUCGCGACACACUAUACAACAGACACAUCAAUGACUGUCACAACCAGCGCGCACAUCUGCCGAGACGUAAAUAACGGAUGACUCCUCCGGAGUCUCCAUGCCAACGGGGCCUCUUUUUUCUUCAUCUGUAUUUACCUUCACAUCGGACGAGGUUUAUACUACGGCUCUUAUCUUUUCAUGGAAACCUGAAACAUCGGUGUGAUCCUGUUAUUCCUGGUGAUAGCGACGGCCUUCGUAGGCUAUGUACUCCCAUGGGGCCAAAUAUCAUUCUGAGGCGCCACAGUCAUCACCAACCCCCUCUCAGCUGCCCCCUAUAUUGGCACCGACCUAGUUCAGUGAAUUUGGGGUGGCUUUUCGGUAGACAAUGCUACCCUAACUCGAUUCUUCUCCUUUCAUUUCAUUCUCCCCUUUAUUAUUGCAGGCGCAAACAUAAUGCAUCUUCUAUUCCUUCACCAAACAGGGUCAUCUAACCCAACUGGCCUCAACCAAAACUUAGACAAAGUACCCUUUCACGCCUACUUCUCCCACAAAGACACCCUAGGGCUCUCCAUUAUAAUCGGGGCCCUAGCAAGUUUAUCAACUUUCCCUCCCAACCUUCUGGGAGACCCAGAUAAUUUUAUCCCGGCAAACCCCCUCGUUACCCCCCCGCACAUUAAGCCAGAGUGAUACUUUCUAUUCGCGCACGCCAUCCUUCGCUCCAUCCCCAAUAAAUUAGGGGGAGUUUUUGCCCUUCUUUUCUCUAUCCUCGUGUUGUUCCUCAUACCAAUCCUUCAAACAUCCAAACAGCGAAGCCUCAUAUCCCGACCCCUAACCAAAUUAUUCUUCUGAGCCUUUAUCGCAAAUACUUUAAUCCUCACUUGAAUGGGGGGACAACCGGUUGAAGACCCAUUUGUCACCAUCGGCCAAAUUGCCUCCGCCGCCUACUUUGUCAUCUUCCUCCUGCUUCUCCCCCUCUCAGGGACCCUAGAGAACAAACUUCUAGAUCUAAAAAACUAG
Molecule: messenger RNA, 1146 nt
Organism: Nanorana parkeri
Lineage: Eukaryota; Metazoa; Chordata; Amphibia; Anura; Dicroglossidae
Source: the annotation of a RefSeq genome assembly